AUGAUUGUGACGCGGGACGACGGAGUGGUCGGUUCAUGCGUGGAGACAGAGGCGCGGGCGUUCGAGCAGCCGCGUGUGCAAGUGCAGCAGGCGGCCCUCAUUGCGAUACAAGCCGCCGGAAUCACGGUCGACGCGACGAAGUUCGGAUACGCGUUAACAUCUAUUGGGCCGAAUUACACUGCCGAGGUGCGAGAUAUCAUUAUGAAUCCGCCUGCGGAGCACGCGUAUGAGACGCUGAAGACAGAGUUAGUCAAGCGUCUGAGCUUGUCACAGGAGCAUAAGACCUGGAGGCUCCUGGAACACGAGGAGAUUGGAGACCGCAAGCCGUCGCAAUUUUUGCGACACCUCCGCGGCCUUGCCGGAAACGUGACGCAAUGCGCGAGCGAUCCCGGGGCCUUGGAAGCUAGAUUGGAGGUGCAACUGGCCCAGAUGCGGCUGGCCAUGCAACAGGAGAUGGCGGAGCAGCUGACGGCCAUCCGGAAGUCGAUCGAGGCGAUCGGUGACGGUCGAUACCGAGAAGAUGAUCGACGUCGUUCGCGCCCUCGUUCGCGUUCGCGUUCGCGCCCGCGAGCGCGAUCCAGCAGCCAUGGUCUACCGGCCAGCGGCGUAUGCUGGUACCACUGGCAAUUCGGAGUGGAAGCACGACAGUGCAGAGCAUCCUGCUCCAUGCAACAGCAGGGAAACGCAGGAGCCGGUUGUUAG
Molecule: messenger RNA, 702 nt
Organism: Nylanderia fulva
Lineage: Eukaryota; Metazoa; Arthropoda; Insecta; Hymenoptera; Formicidae
Source: RefSeq, a predicted model, not a curated record